Messenger RNA from Camellia sinensis, 594 nucleotides. RefSeq names its product putative LRR receptor-like serine/threonine-protein kinase At3g47570. The record is from RefSeq and is a predicted model, not a curated record. Gene Ontology annotation, molecular function: ATP binding; protein kinase activity. Lineage: Eukaryota; Viridiplantae; Streptophyta; Magnoliopsida; Ericales; Theaceae. Gene Ontology annotation, biological process: protein phosphorylation.
AUGGGUAGUUUUGGUUCAGUCUACAAAGGAAUUCUUGAUCACGGUGAAAAAGUUGUUGUAGUGAAGGUACUAAACCUUCAAUUCCGUGGAGCUUCCAAGAGUUUUGUUGCUGAGUGUGAGGCCUUGAGGCACAUCAGACAUCGAAAUAUUGUCAAGGUUUUCACAGCAUGUUCAAGUGUUGACUAUAAUGGUAAUGAUUUCAAAGCUCUGGUUUACGAGUUUAUGGUCAAUGGUAGCCUAGAGGAUUGGUUACAUGCAAAUGAAAAUGAAGAGGAGGUGCAUGUCGAAUCAAGAAAUUUAAACCUCCUACAAAGGUUAAAUAUUGCCGUUAAUGUUGCUUCUGCACUUGAUUAUCUUCACCAUCAUUGCUCGGAACCAAUAGUUCACUGUGAUUUGAAGCCAAGCAAUGUUCUUCUGAAUGAUGAAAUGAUUGGGCAUGUAGGCGAUUUUGGGUUAGCUAGAUUCCUUCCAGAAGGCACCGAUAAUUCUUCUGCAACUCAAUCAAGUUCCAUUGGCUUAAGAGGGUUUGUUGAGUAUGGUAUGGAAAAUGAGUUGACGACAUCUGGUGAUGUAUACAGUUUUGGUAUCCUCUAA